Puma concolor (puma) is the source of this 963-nucleotide messenger RNA. RefSeq names its product FERM and PDZ domain containing 2 (gene FRMPD2). Gene Ontology annotation, cellular component: cytoskeleton. Lineage: Eukaryota; Metazoa; Chordata; Mammalia; Carnivora; Felidae. The record is from RefSeq and is a predicted model, not a curated record. Gene Ontology annotation, molecular function: protein binding.
AUGACAUCUGUCCCCCUCCCAGGUGACCGGCUCCUGCAGGUGGACGGAGUGAGUCUGUGUGGCCUCACCCACAAGCAGGCUGUGCAGUGCCUCAAGGGUUCUGGGCAGGUUGCAAGACUGGUCUUAGAGAGAAGAGGCCCCAGGACCACACAGCAGUGUCCUUCUGUUAAUGGCAGGAUGGCAGACGGAUGCACGGCUGUUUCCUUGGCAACAGCCUUGCCCGGCAGGCCUGCGAGCUGUGUCUCAGCGACAGAUGGUCCUAAGUUUGAAGUCACUCUGAAAAAGAAUGCCAGUGGCUUGGGAUUCAGCUUCAUGCAGAUGGAGAGAGAGAGCUGCAGCCAUCUCAAGAAUGAUCUGGUGAGAAUUAAGAGGCUUUUCCCAGGGCAGCCGGCUGAGGAGAACGGGGCCAUUGCAGUUGGUGACAUUAUCCUGGCCGUGAAUGGAAGGCCCACAGAAGGCCUCGUCUUCCAGGAGGUGCUCCAUUUACUGCGAGGGGCAUCACAGGAAGUCACGCUCCUACUUUGCCGACCCCCUCCAGGUGCACUGCCUGAGAUAGACCAGGGAUGGCAGACACCCGUGCUCUCAGCAGACAAAGAAUUCACCAGGGCAACUUGCACUGACUCUGAGCAGAGCCCGAGUCUGGAUCAAGAGGACAGCCGGAGGGACAGUGCCUCCCCAGACACAGGGGAAAGCUUGGGUCCCGGGCCUGAGUCUUUCCAAAAGGCCACUGGCAAGGCACAAUGGGACCAGGACAUAGAGAGACCCUGGGCCACUUCCUCGAUGCGUCCUCAGGAUUCCCCCCCUCAUUUAUGCAGACUUCAGCAAGAAAUGGAUGCAUCCACAUUGGCCACCUCUUUGGAAAGGGAUAUGAGGCAAAACUGCUAUUCAGUUUGUGAUAUGAGGGGACUUGAAAGAUUUUCCUACUCACCCUCUCUAACCAGGCUUUCGACAGAUAUUUUCUGA